Molecule: messenger RNA, 672 nt
Organism: Syzygium oleosum
Lineage: Eukaryota; Viridiplantae; Streptophyta; Magnoliopsida; Myrtales; Myrtaceae
Exons: 1
Coding region: 1-672 (223 amino acids)
Source: RefSeq, a predicted model, not a curated record
AUGACCUGGGUAAAGCAUACCUCUGUAGUUUGGGUAGACAUAGAACUACCCCUCUGGCAGGCCUACACUUAUACAGCUUGGAUGUUCAAAGAUGGGAUAGACGAGUUUGGUCCCGUCCGAGGCUUCAACGUACCCUUUGAUGGCGUUGGGGAUUGGGAUCCGUCAGCUAUACCCCCGCCCGAUGGCGAGAUGACUAGCUUGGAGACUAGUCUGGCGCAGUCAGGGCAUCAGCAUGCACCUGUAGCACCUGAACCUACCGUGGCCAAACCUGACCCGGAGCCGGAGGAGUCUCAGGCAGGGUACGACCCCAUAGAUGUACACCUGGAGGUAAUUCCGGAGGAGGAUCCAGAAGAAGAAGAAGAAGACCCUGAAGCAAAACCUGAAGAGGCCCCAGAGGUAGAGCCUGAAGCAGAGCCUGAAGAGGAACCGGAGGACGUACCCGAGUAUGAACCAUGGUAUGAUCCCGAAUUUGUGCCUGAGGACGAGUCGGACGAGGACCCAGUUGAAGAGGAGCGAGUCGAUGCUCCAGCAAAGUCGGAUGACAUAAACAAUCCAAUCGAUAUCGAGGCUGAACCGGAGUCCUCAGAGGAGCCGACAGUUCAGGGGAGUUCAGAUGCGGGUGAUGAGGAAUCUGACUGUGAGUGGACGCCAAGCAGAGGGCGUAGAGGCUAG